GUUAGUCCUGCAUCCAUAUCGCCGGGCGCCUUCAGAGUAAAGGCACGCGUGUCAAAUUCGGUUCACUUUCAGUUUUCCCGCUAGGUGGCGCUCAUUCUGGUCAGCUUUACCCCAUUAAAAAAAAAAAAUAAAAAAAUUAUAAGAGGAAAACUCCAACCUAAAUAAGAAGUGUGUUUUGUUUGUUUGUUUUUUGCUAUUUGGCAACAACAAUAAAUCAUUGUUAAAUAUGUAACUGGAGAGGAAAUACUACGACAUUAUUCAUUGCCAUAAAUUUGAAAAUGAUCCCAAACAGUAGGUCUUCUCCAUUAUCGGAGGUCUGUAGAUCAUUUGUUUUUAAUUUUAUUUCUUUUUUGGAUACCUGCCUCACUAUGUAGUGGCUCGGCCUCGUCCAGCCUCAGCUGAGGCCCGUUUGAGGUCACUUUUUUCACACUGUUUACCACCAAACAAAAAACACACCCAUCACAGUAACUAACUUUAUGCACACGCUGGUCUGUGCACCGCGGAGUGCUGGAAUGCAUCAUUUUAUCGUCACCACAACACGAGCACACGUGGCCACAUGCUAGACUACGUCUACAAGUUCUAACAGCGUUGUCACGACCCAACUGUCGUUCUGUUCAUCCGCCCGGGUGUCGAAUUAAUAUCUGUGAUCCCAACACGUUACAUCAUAAAGGUACACUAAAGAUUAUAAACGGCUGAAUCACUGGGCUGUUGUUUGAAAUGACGCACGAGUCCCUUUUUCUUAAAGAUAAGUUAGUGUUUUAUUUGUCUCACACAGGGAGUUUACUGUAUCACACCAGCAGCAAUAAGAGUUGUGCAACAGUUGACACACAGAAGGGAUCGCUGUUGUUAUUUACUUCUGCCUUUCCCACGCAUGCGCACACAGACCGAUAGGCAGAAAACUCCAAGCAGGUGUGAUGAGAAAAUGCACAGGAAGAUGACUUCAGAUUACGUGUCAACUCUUGAUCCCAAAGAUCGAAAGCAAUAAUGUGAGAAACGUCAUCAGCCUGCUGCUGCAGAUGUUGGUGUCUGUCUCUGGUCUUUCUUCUGUCUGGUCUGGUCUCUGUGGGCUGAGUGCAGCAGCAGGAUGUGCUUUGUAGUUGAGGAACUUUUUAAACGUGGUCCAAAAAAGACACUCCCACACAGUCCAGGCGGUGUGCGCGUCGUGCGUCAGGCUGCAGGUCACCUGUGUUACAGAGUCAUUAAAUGCAGCAGUUCUGUGUUUGUACCCAGUGUGAGGUUGACCAGCUGGAACCGAGCCCUGGAUUCCUGGACAGUCUCCUCUGCGUUUCUUCUCGCUGGUUUUAUUUCUUCCGUGGCUUACAGUCAUUUUGACACCAGUGUACGACGCUGGCCCGUGGAUCUGGAAGUUUCUGUCCUGGAUCAGCAGCUGAAACUGUUUGUGUCCAGACACUCAGCUUUCCUGUCAGAGGACGUCCCAGGUCAGCGGACGUUGCAGCACAGUGGAGACGUUCUGGACACGCAGGUUGUGGUGAAUCCGUCCCUGGACUUUGUCUGCUCUGAGGUCCGCAGGCUGGUCUGUGAUUCGUCUCGGCACAAGCUGCUGGUUCUGGCGGGUCAGUGCAUGGAAGAGGUCGGGGACAUCGUCUUACAGAAAGGCUCCUUCUCCUUCAACAACUUCAUCCAAAUAUUUGCAGACGAGGAGGUUGGAGAGUUGCUGAGUUCUGCAGACCCGGCAGUCAAGGCCAGCCUGACUUUGAGCUGUCCAGACUAUGGCCUUUGGAAGGACUCUGUGUUGGAGAAACACAACCUGCAGGAAUUCAUCAACAUCCAGAUCAACCCUCCUGCCAUCCUCCCUGAAAUGGAGGGUCUCCAGGAGUUCACGGAGUACCUUUCAGAGUCGCUGGAGGCAGAGUCCCCAUUUGAGCUUCUGGAGCCCCCCAGUACUGUGGGGUUCUUGAAACUCUCUCGGCCCUGCUGCUACAUCUUCCCCAGUGGGAGGGGGGACUGUGCCUUCUUUGCUGUUAAUGGGUUUAAUGUCCUGGUGAACGGUGGGUCUGAUCCCCGUUCAUGUUUCUGGAAACUGGUUCGACAUCUGGACAGGAUUGACUCUGUACUGGUGACUCACGUUGGUGUUGAUAAUCUUCCUGGAUUGAAUAGUUUGCUUCUGAGGAAGGUGUCUGAGCAGGAAGAGGAAUCUACUGGACCUCAGACAAAAGAGGACUGGAUGAAGAACCUCAUCUCUCCUGAAAUUGGAGUAGUUUUCCUGAAUGUUCCAGACAGACUAAGGUCCAUUCUAGUGGAUCACGGCGUACUGCAAAGUUCUGACCAAGUAGCACUAACUCUGCAGUACCUAGAAAGGUUGGCCAUUAAACCCGAACCACUCAUCCGGGUCACUGGACCUAGUAUUCAGCCAAUUAUCUUGUUUCAGAAGUUGGGAGUUGGCCGUCUUGAGUUAUACACGCUGAAUCCACUUGGCAGCAGCGAAGAAUUUAAGGCUUUCAUGGAAAUUUGGCCAUCUGAUGUCAAGAAGUCAGAUGUCCCACUACAGUGCCUUGUUUCUGUUUGUGCCUUACUGGUCUGGCAUCCUUCCAGUCCUCAAGAGAAGAUCAUCCGGGUUCUGUUUCCUGGAUGCACACCGCAGUUCAAAAUUCUGGCUGUGCUUGAAAAACUCAAGCACCUGGAGUUCCUCAAAUAUCCAGCAGUGUCUCUGAGAGACCUAGAAUGUCCCCCAGCUGUGAAACAACCAAAGCGAGCAGAGAGCCGAGAGAGCCUCAAGUCCCAGCCUAAAGAUUUCAAAGCCAGUAGUGCUUUCCAGAAAGACUGGCUUGGACGAGUAGAUUCCAAGAAACAAGAAGUGAAGCUGAAGCCAAAGGCAGCAGGAGACAUGAUAUCUAAAGAAAACAAGGACAGAGAAGAGAAACUUAAAACUAAAGAUGGAGAAACAAAAUCCAGGCUCCCAAAACCUGCUGAGAAGCUUGUUCCAAAGAAAGAUCUACCAAAAGAGGACAAAGGGGACAUGAAAAAGAAGGAUGAAAAGAUGCAUGUUGCUGUCAAAAAGGAGGAGGGUGUAAAGAAGGAAACUGCACAUACAAAACCAAAGAAGGAUGUGAAGUCGGAUCUAAAAAAAGACACAAAAGUGGAGGAGAAUAAAAUGACAAAACCUCACCUGAAAGAAAUUAAGAAAGCAGUAGGUGGAACAUCAGCUUCAGCUCUGGCAGCAAGCACAGAAGCAAGAAGAGCUUCAGCCAAAAGUGGAACUCUAAAGAAAGAAGCAACUCUUACAAAGAAAGACUCCUUAAAAAAGGACUCAAAAACUAAGCCUAAAGUUCACCAGGUUGAGUGCUCCAAGGUGGCACCACCUGUGAUCAUCUCGACUGGCUUUAAAAGCCUGUCAGAAAAUGACAGUGUCAACACUUGUCAAACACCAAAGGUCGAGGCACUCACGGAAUCUGUGGGUAACCUUCAACACCUGGAUGGAGCAGAGGACAAGAGCAGCCAGAACUUUACUACAGGAAGUCCAGAGACCUUUCGCUGUAUGGUAGAGGAGCCUGUGAGAGAUGCUACCUCCACUUCCUCACUUUCUAGGAUGGCAAAAGGCAGCCUUAGUGUUGACUUUGAUCUCUCUGUCAAUGCGUACAGGCCAGUUGAGGGGACCCUGGACCAUGAAGAGGCCAUCUGCACUGGCUCAGUGGAGAAAACUCUGGAGUGUGUCUCUCCUACAGAUUCUGCUCCAAACAGUGCAGGUCAUACACCUUUCCAUCAGUCUCAGGAGGAAGACACUGAGGAUUUAGGUGAUGACUGCAGCCUUGGGACAAGAGUAUCCAGUCUAGGCUUUGAGGAUUACAACCAGGGUGGUUCUUGUAGAACUUCAGACCUGAGCUCCUUGAGGGAAGGUCUGGAAAACUCUACAUCUUCUCAGGGAAAACAGUCCAGCCUUCUGACUCUGAGUCCCUUCAGAGACAUGAUACCAGACUCAUCCCCCACCAUGACCUCGAUGCCCGCUGAGGUCUGCUCUCCUCACUCUACAGAGGUAGAUGAAUCCCUGUCUGUUUCCUUAGAGCAGGUUCUGCCUGCCAUUGAGGUAUCAUCCAAACUCAUCAUGGGAGAUGGAGUCUACACCAAUGGACAUGUUUGUCAGUCAGAGUCCAACACACGCAUGGCUUCACCGCUUAGGUCAUCUCAUAAUGGUCACUGCAGAAAUGGAUCUGGGAAGCACAUUCACGGGCUCCUGGAAGUCUUUCCUGACACUGUGCACGAUGUUGAUCUCUGCUUGGUUUCUCCAUGCGAGUUCCAGCAUCCAAAAACUCCAGACAGUCUUCAGCAUGUUGGACCUGGCUUGGACUCUGGUACACUGCCAAAUUCUUCUGAAACAAACAACUGCUCCCAAGAUGAUCUUCAGACCAGCAGUGAAUGCCAUUCCGUGUACAGCCAGGAGACUCCGCCCACAUCGGUUACCAACUCCCUCCCAACGGCCACAGAUUCUGAUGAGCCACCUGGUAGUGAGGACUGUCCUUCCAUCACUGCAGAUAAUGAGUCAGAUGAUGAUGAUGAUGAUUCUGUGAACCUGUUCAUCCCCCCUCAUCCACCGGAUAAUUCCAGUCUACAUUACUCCCACACGGGUGAUCCGCCACCAGCCCCGCUCAAAGAUCUGCCCCCGUUACCGUCCCAGCCUGGAGCCUGCAUGGCUGACUUUGAUGCCACAGCUUCAAGCAAGAGCUCAAAGAGUUCCACAGCAAAGUCAAAGAAAAUGACAGGUACGACACCAAAGAUGAGUUCUGGAAGUACCACAGCCCAGAACGGAAAGUCCAAGGCUGGUAGUACCACAAGUGCGCUCAAGAAGGGACCCAGCCUCGACGCCAAGAACACCUCACGAAGUUCAGCUGGCAUCUCCAGGAGUGGAACUGCAAGACCUCCAUCCUCAGCAGUCAGAGGCUCAGCAGACCCUGAGGGUUCUGCGGUCUAUGUGGACCUCGCUUACCUGCCGUCAGGGUGUGCCUCCUCCACAGUGGAUGUGGAUUUCUUCAAGCGCCUUCGCUCCUCAUACUACGUCAUCAGUGCAGAUGAUCCUGUGAAGCAGACUGUGAUGAGGAACAUCCUGGACUCUCUGCUGGACGGGAAGAACAGCUGGCCAGACGUCCAGGUCACACUCAUCCCAACGUUUGAUUCGGUGGUGAUGCACGACUGGUACCAGGAGACGCACCAUAGGCAGAGAGAGCUGUCAAUCACUGUGCUGGGCAGCAACAGCACUGUGGCCAUGCAGGACGAGACCUUCCCCGCCUGCAAGGUGGAGUUCUGAGCCCCUCAGCCCCGCCCACCAAACCUCCCAUCCAUGUCCAGG
Molecule: messenger RNA, 5299 nt
Organism: Thalassophryne amazonica
Lineage: Eukaryota; Metazoa; Chordata; Actinopteri; Batrachoidiformes; Batrachoididae
Gene: map1sa
Product: microtubule-associated protein 1Sa
Exons: 7
Coding region: 1085-5257 (1390 amino acids)
Biological process (GO): regulation of microtubule depolymerization; axonogenesis; dendrite development
Cellular component (GO): dendrite; microtubule associated complex; cytosol
Molecular function (GO): microtubule binding; actin binding
Source: RefSeq, a predicted model, not a curated record